UGUGUGCCCAUGGGCCCCGCAGACGUGGCAGCUCCGGGUAGGGGCUGAGUUAGGGUGGCCAGCCCUCCUUUACCCAGCUGGCUGCCAGUCCCAAGGGAGCCCUGUGCCGGCCCGGACAAUGCACCAGGCUGGCCACUACUCCUGGCCUUCUCCAGCUGUGAACAGUUCAUCAGAGCAGGAGCCCCAGAGGCAGCUUCCGGAGGUGCUAAGUGGCACCUGGGAACAACCUCGAGGUGAUGGGCUGCCUGUGGUCACCGUCAUCGUCGCUGUCUUUGUUCUGCUGGCAGUCUGCAUCAUAGUGGCAGUCCAUUUUGGGCCAAGGCUGCACCAGGGCCAUGCCACUCUGCCUACAGAGCCACCGACCCCAAAGCCAGAUGGUGGCAUCUACCUCAUCCACUGGUGGGUGCUGGGCCCCCAAGACAGUCCUGAAGAAGCACCACAGGGCCCUCUUGUCCCUGGCUCCUGCCCUGCACCAGAUGGACCCAGGCCCAGCAUCGAUGAAGUCACUUAUCUGUAGGAGGGAGACUUUGGAAAGUUAGCCUGACCUAGCUCAGAACAAGAAACCGGGCAGAGAACUAGGGCAAAAGCAAAUUGGAGCCUGGGCAUCAGAGCGUUGGAAGGGCACACUGGAGUCAGCUGGAGCUGCUCUCUCAGAACAUUUAUAGAGAAAGCCCUGUGGUGGGCAAGAGUAAUCAAAGCUUGAGGGCCCUGCCCAGAAACAUGCUGCGGGGGGCCUUCCCAGGGCCCAAGGCCACCUCACAGAGUCCCUCCCUCCUCUUCAGGGACCACCAGGCCCCUGAAUCUCCUUUUCUGAGUCUCUGCCCCUUCAUUGCACCCUUAAUCUCCUUCCUUUGUAAUGUGAAUUCAACUCCACCACCUACCCCAAGCAGGAAUGUCAGAGGCCCUGUGGAGCGGCCCUCAUCCUACAAAGGCCAGCCAGGGAGAUCCCAGGUGGAGAUGCUGGGAUCUGCCUUCCCUGAGACUCACUGGGCUUAGGGAAGUGACAAAUGUCUGUUCUCCUUGGAGCAGUCAGUCAGGGGCAGUCCUUCGGCUGUUAGGACCCAGACCUUGUUGACAAGCUCCAAAGUCCUUGUAAGCCCAAGCACAAUUUAUAGUUCAAAGAUUGGCUUUCAAAGGCCCCCACUGACUCUGUCUUGCCUCCCCAGAAGGGAUAGGGGGAAUUUGGGAGCCUCUCAUUGCCUCCCACUUUCUGUGUGCCUGGGCCUGUUAGAACAAGCCUAGAAUGUACCACAGGACAUUUCCCAGGUCUUUCCGGCUGAUGAGAAAACAGGAAAGGAAAAGGAG
This is a messenger RNA of Pongo pygmaeus (Bornean orangutan), 1305 nucleotides long. RefSeq names its product small integral membrane protein 33 (gene SMIM33). NCBI's taxonomy places the organism in Eukaryota, Metazoa, Chordata, Mammalia, Primates, Hominidae. The transcript has 2 exons. Bases 119 to 517 code for a protein of 132 amino acids. The record is from RefSeq and is a predicted model, not a curated record.